UUUUUUAUUUUGAAAAUCUGGUCACCCUAUAGUAACCCCGACAACAGGAGAACAAAUUGAACAUGGCAAAAGUACUAAGGCUGAAAAACGCGUGUCUUAUUUGGCACCCCGGAGCAGUGUAGAUACGUACAGCUAAACGUUGUACACAUCAAACAUGGCCGCUGCUGCCGAGAUGCGGACGUGGAGAUGUCCUGCCACACGGGUUUUGUCUCCAUACCUUAUUUUAUCACUGCUUUUACUUGGCACAUUAGAGACAUCAUGUGCCGCACCAGAGCCCGGCCUUUGGAAAAUAACUGUAGUAAAUUCAUCCAAGCCACUCCUGAUCAGAAAAUCCAUGUACAGGAAUACAGACAUACAAUUGAAAGUUGUAUCGUUUGAUUGUCCUGAGAACGUGGAUUUGACUUUUCACUGGCUUUUAAAGUUCUACUCCUGUCACAAUGAAUUCAAUAAUAUUGAUGAAAUGUAUGAGAGAACACCACUAAGUCGUGGCAAAGGCCUGGAUCCAAACCCUACGGACAACGGAGAAGUCAUUGAACACAGACACAAGGCCAUAACAUGUAACAGCAAACUGCACUCUUUCCCAAUGCUCAAUAAAGCAAAGGCAAAUCCACGUCCUGCCAGCCCUCUCCUUGACCCUAACAAGCCGGAUUCUAACUAUACCAGAUUGGUUAUUGAUGAGUAUGAGCAUAAAACUGACAAAAACAGCAAUGUUAGCAUUAAAGAGAAUGUGAUUGCCACCACAUGGAGAGAUGGACCAUAUCUGCUUGUUGUGGAGAUCCUGUCUGACAAGCCAGACACCCAAUGGAAUGUAACAAUCGAUUUGGUGAUGCGAGGUGAACAUGGGUACAUAUCCAUCACAGAGUGGCCUUUGAUGAUUUUUUACAUGGUGAUGUGUAUAGUCUACAUCUUGUACGCUGUGCUCUGGUUUGUUUGGGCGGCCUGCUACUGGAAGGACCUGCUUCGUAUUCAGUUUUGGAUCGCUGGGGUCAUAUUCUUGGGGAUGGUUGAGAAAGCGGUCUUCUGUGCGGAAUAUGAAAACACAAAUGCUGUUGGCUCUGCUACAUCUGGCUUAUUGAUUUUUGCGGAACUGAUCUCUGCCCUAAAGAGGACCCUCGCUAGACUGCUUGUCAUCAUUGUUAGUCUUGGUUAUGGCAUUGUAAAGCCUCGAUUGGGGACAGUUAUGCACAGGGUUGUUGGUUUGGGGAUGCUCUACUUUGCUUUUGCAAGCAUUGAAGGUGUCCUAAGAAUCACUGGGGCGAAAGACUCAGAUCUGGCCCUGCUGGCCAACAUUCCCCUGGCUCUGCUUGACUCCUCUCUCUGCUGGUGGAUCUUUGUAAGUCUGGCACAAACCAUCAAGACUCUGAAGCUUAGGAGGAACCCGGUCAAGUUAUCCCUAUACAGACAUUUUACAAACACAUUAAUAUUUGCUGUUCUUGCUUCCAUCAUCUUCAUGGCAUGGAUUGCUAAGAAAUUCCGGCUUGCGGAAUGUCAGUCGGACUGGAUCGAGCUGUGGGUGGAAGACGCCUUCUGGAGGUUCUUGUUCUCAGUCAUCCUGCUCGUCAUUAUGUUUCUAUGGAGACCAUCUGCAAACAACCAAAGAUAUGCCUUCACACCUCUUAUUGAUGACUCUGAUGAUGAAGAGAUUGAGGAGUUUAUGACCAAUUCAAACAUGGCUGAUGGGAUCAAAUUAAGAGCAGCUAAAAAUGAGACCAAUGGGACUGCUAAACCUGCAGAGGCAAACCCAGAUGAAGACUUGAAAUGGGUGGAGGACAACAUUCCAAGCUCAAUUACUGAUGUAGCUCUACCGGUCUUGUUGGACUCAGACGAGGAAAUAAUGACGACCAAGUAUGAGAUGUCAAAACUGGAAUGAUGCUUGUCUAUCUGCUGAUUCAGAGUGUAGGCUCCUGUGUGGGUGCCACUUCAGCGGUCGGGGCAGCGUGAAACCGUUUUCGGGGACCCUUUGUUGUUUUAAUAACUCUUUAACAACACCAGUCUGUGCACUGACGGUGAAUCAGUGAUUUCCUGAAGUCAUCAGUUUCCAGCCUUUAUUUCCAAAGAGAAUGUGUUUUAUUAAGUGCUGUAUUUAUUUUUGUCAUAUUCUUUUGAAUUUAUUUUACCAGAGAUUAGCAGGAGCAGUAGGUGUCAAGCAUGAACUCAAACAUUGACAGAACAAUAUUUUCAAAGGCCCAUAAUAUAUUAUUUGAGAUACGGUAUCAAGACAUUUGUAUUUAAGAAUGGAGGGAAAGUUAGGCUGUUUACAGAGAAAAUAAACCUUAAGAGGAUUUAUUUAAUAUUCAGCCAUAUUGGAGACUAAAUAUAGCAUUGUGUAUUAAAAGUAGAAAUGUUAUGUUUUUGUUUUCUAAAAAAAGACCCAGCUAAAGGCUAUCCUCCCAGGUUUGAUCUUUGCUUAAUUUUUAGUGUACACUAGUGAUUUCACUAGAAUUAUUAUGUGGUCCUCACAUAUGUUUUCAUGUCUGUUUAAAAUCUCUGCCCAGCUAAGGGAUCAAAGGACUCAAACGUAGAUAUUUCUAAGCUAUGCUUGUCCAUCUAAUUAUUCUCCAAGUCAGGAAAACAUAACAUUUCUUACACUGUUUCAUGUUAGCUCUUAUGCACUUUGAAAAUCAAAGCUGUGCCUAUGUGUAGUUCUGGUUUGGGGUCUGGAGUUUUUGGAAGAUAUUGAAAAGUGAUGUUUCUCUUAUUACUGGUGGCUGUCUGCAAGCCUGUCCUCAGUAUUGGGAUUGAUGCACAGAUUAUUUUACUACAAAUGUUAAUGGGUUCAGUAAUGUAGACUCUAGCUUUGUGAUCUGUACAGUCUUGUUCAAGUUUGAAUCUGUUGCGUGUAUGUGGGAAGCUGUUCUAUUUUCCAAAAUAAGAGCAAUAUACUAUUGUGUAUGUUGACAUUAUUAUUUAUUUGUCUAAGUGUACUUAUAAGUUGUUCAUAUGUGGCUUUUUCAUGUUUACUCUAUUUACGAGGUGUGCUUCCAUUCUAUCAGAAGUCUGUUAAAGGCAACAGGAUUUUGUUGCCUUUGUUGAUAAAAUCCUUUAUUUUACCUACUAUGUUCUUGUUAAAUUUUUUCUCUGUUGAUGUAAACCAUUCGGCUCUGGUGUGAUCGGCACAGGCACAAGCAGAUCACUUGAAUGGGGUUUUUAAUGUUUUCUUUUAUAAUGGUUGGAAAGCUGGAAUAAUUGUGCUUUUCAUGGCACUGUUUGCGUUAUAUAAAACUGCAGGUACCUGCAGUGGACCUGGUUAUUUGUACAGAUGGUUUUGGCUGAUUCCUGUUAUUUCAUAAUUCCACAGGUGCAAAGGCAUCAGGAGGAAGUGUGCUCUUCAUACCAGCAGUUUUCCUCUUCCUUUUCAGGAAGUGUGUACACUGAUUAAAUAUCAAUAAUUUAUAACAAAUAUUUUGUUUUUCUGUCACUUCACCAUUACAGUGAAAAUCAUAAUAUAGUUAUUGUUUAAUGGCAGAUCAUAGUCAUAUGUAAGGACUUUAUCUUAGAUUUAUCUCUGCAGGAUCAUGUAUUGAUAGUCCUUUACACAAGUCUAACACAUUUUUCUUUUGGAUCUGCUCCAAACAUUCAGGAAGAAAAAUCUACAUUGGCCCUGCUGUUUCCUGUCUAAUAAAAGUUCUAUUCAUUUUGAGCAACACCUGAA
Messenger RNA from Boleophthalmus pectinirostris (great blue-spotted mudskipper), 3652 nucleotides. RefSeq names its product transmembrane protein 87B (gene tmem87b). Gene Ontology annotation, cellular component: membrane; Golgi apparatus. The record is from RefSeq and is a predicted model, not a curated record. The transcript is spliced from 20 exons. Bases 155 to 1870 code for a protein of 571 amino acids. Gene Ontology annotation, biological process: retrograde transport, endosome to Golgi. Lineage: Eukaryota; Metazoa; Chordata; Actinopteri; Gobiiformes; Gobiidae.